Nakaseomyces glabratus is the source of this 3708-nucleotide messenger RNA. RefSeq names its product Avo1p (gene AVO1). Gene Ontology annotation, molecular function: phosphatidylinositol-4,5-bisphosphate binding. NCBI's taxonomy places the organism in Eukaryota, Fungi, Ascomycota, Saccharomycetes, Saccharomycetales, Saccharomycetaceae. Gene Ontology annotation, biological process: TORC2 signaling. The record is from RefSeq and is a predicted model, not a curated record. Gene Ontology annotation, cellular component: cytoplasm; plasma membrane; TORC2 complex.
AUGGAUACCGUCGCGUCUAUUAAUAAUCUGAGGGCGCAAUUCUUUCGAAUAUGCCCCGAAAAGGACCAGAUGUCUCGAAUAAUCAAACCCUAUAUACCACAGACUGAAAAGGACGCGAUUGUAAAAUAUAGCACGCAGGAUUAUGACAAAGUUGAUCCUAAGAUAUCAGACGUGUAUACUAAUCCUGAUGGUACUUCCUUACUUACAGAGAUGGAGUCCCCGCCGAUAUCGAAGAAUUUUAUGGAUAGCUAUGCGACCAUUGCCAAGGCAAGGCUGAAAAAGCAUAACGAGGAAGCAUACUUUAGAGGAAAUCGAACAUUUAACCAGGGAGAUUUGAACAAUAGGGUGAUUGAAACUAAGGAUGAUGGUUACAAUACGGAUGAGCUAAAAAAUGAAAAUUUGACACAGGUCGAUGGUACAUUAAUCGAAAAGAGUCAUAACGAUUUUAUUGCUAAUAAUACACUAAAAAAUAAUUCUAUUUCGACAAGCAUAUUGAAUGAUGACCUCAGUGAUAACGUAGUAUUCGAAAACACAUCAGCGAAGAAGAAAGAUGCUAGAAAAUCGGGAUUGCCCUUUGUAAGAAUUUUUAAAAACAAAAAAGAUAGUAAUGCAAUUCCUUCUAAGCAGAAUAACACCAGCUCUAACUCAAAAAAUAGAAAGAAGAGUUCAUCCAAUUCAAAUGCUGGUAAAACGGAUAGCGGCUAUUCGUCUGUUUCAAAUAAAUCAUCAAGGUCAGAUUUAAGGUCAAAGAAAUCUAGUCAAAAUAUUGGUAAUCAUAGACAAACACAUACAAGACGGAAAAGUAAGUUCUCCAUGAACUUUGAUUUCGAUGAAAAUUUAGAAGAAGAAGAGGAGGAUGAAGAUGAGGACGAAGAAGGUGCUGAUCUUCAUUCAAAAUUUUUUCGAUUAGAUAGUAACUCUUCAAGUCAACAGAGCUUGUCACAAAAUAAUGAGUAUACAGGUAGCAGAGCAGGUUCUGUGCUAAACAAUAAUGGUAGCAAACUAAUCCAUGGAAUCCAAAAUAGUAAUAAUAAUAACAAUAAUAAUAAUCACAAUGUGACGGUAAAUGGUGGCAAAUAUAUUAAUGAUAAGUUUAGCAAUCAAAACAACAAAUCAAAGCUUCAUGCUGGUCAUAGCUUUGUUCAAAAAACCACGGCUCUUGAUUCCGGUAAAAGUGUCAGUUCUAUGCAUGGGUCAUUAGUCAAUGGCGCCGUGCAAGGACUUGAUGGUGCUGCGGUUAACUCUGUUUCGGCUAAUGAGUUGAAGUCAGUACAUUCAGCAGAUGAUGCCAUUUCAGAUCUUGAUUCUUUUAUUGAAGCUCAGAAUUUAGAAGAAAUGGAUUUUGAUGCAGCUGGUAGCGACAUCAACAAGAUUGUCUCCAACGAUUCUCAACGGGAAACACAUAUUUCUGAUGAAAAUGGGACGAGCAGACUGUCAUUAGCUGAUGAUAUGAACAGUAUAAGUGAUGCAUCAUCUUAUGGUAAGUCAUUGUUGGGAUCUGAUUACAGUGCAGAUGAAUUGAUUAAACAGGACGCUUCUACUCUUGAUUCUGCGUCAUUGAUGGCAGCAACUGAUAUGCAGACUCAUACUAUACCAUCUAAUUCUAUACCCAUGUCUAUUGAUAAGUUUGGAUUGUAUGAGGGUGUAGAUGACUCUACAAUAAACAACGUCUUCGGUAAAGCUGUUCAAAAUUUAAAGACAGAGUCGUCCACCGAGAAAAAAAACGUUGUUCCUCAAAUGUUUUUCAGUUCACCAAGCACCGCUAAUAAGGCAGAGUUUGGAACAAGCGCUAAUUCUACGGGUAAGAUUAAUACGACACCCAAAAGCACUCAAUAUAGAUCUAGAUCCAACUCAUAUGAUCAGGCUCGUUAUAAUCGAUAUGAUAGUAGGAAAAUUAGGAAAGGUAGCCAGAGUUCUGUUGACAGAAAUAAAUCUAAUUCUUCACAAUCGAAUGGCCAAAGUCAUAAAAUUGAGUUGAAUGAUAGCUUGGUUAUCGAGCGCCGUACAGAUUUAUCGUCUGCAAUACCUGCAGUAUCUCAGUUAUCGACAUUGUUCAAGAUGCAGAAGCAAAAUGCAGGUAAUCCUUUGAGUGCGUUGCAAUAUUUCUCAUUUGUUUCUGGGAGUAAGGUUGCCAAAACUGAUGUCAUGCAAUUGGAAGUCUACAUUCAAAACUCUAAAAAAUAUAAAAGGGACCCCUUUACUGUCCAAAUCCGUAAAAAUUCAACUGUUUUUGAGGUGAUUGGGUUUAUCUUGUAUUCAUACGCCAAUGACUUCAAACCACCCAAUUUUGAAUCAGAUGGACUUACAGUAGAUAAAAUUGGUAAUCCAAACAAUUUUUCUCUAUCAAUUGUCGAUGAAGAUGGCGAGCCGUUUGAGGAUAAUUUUGGUAAAUUGGAUCGAAAGAGUGAAAUACAGACAGUCUCUGACAAUGAAGUUGUUCUUUGUGAGGUAGACGGCAAUGAAAAAGAACUGAAUGAAUCUAUGACACCUGUUCCUUAUGACACAUGUGGUGAUAUCGUCGAUGGAAGUAAAUCUGCAGCAGUAAGUAGGUCGUCUAGUGUAGGGAAAUCUGAAAAGAUCAACCAAAGAAGCUUCUACAAGCCAAUUGUACAAGAUCAGGAUGAUUUAGAGAACACCCAAGGAUCUAAGAUUGUUCCAAUAACAGUAUAUUUGUAUCCAAAUUUGAAUCCGAAAUUCAAUUACACUACAAUUAAUGUGAAUGUUACAUCGAAGAUUAACGAUAUCUUGGUUAGAUAUUGCAAGAUGAAAAAUCUCGACCCCAAUGAAUACUUGCUAAAGGUGGUUGAUAAGAUGAGCACUUAUGAUUUAAAUGAUACUGUUUUGAAGCUAGAUGGUAAUUAUUCUGUUGAAUUGAUAUCUAAGAAAGAAGCACGCGAGAAAAGACUUGAAAAAUUAAAAGCUGACACUUCGAUGCCGGUCUUACCAACCAUUCAAAGUAGUGAUAUGACACCAUUAACUAUAGAUCGUGGCGGAAAGUCGUUCUUAAAAGGUAAAAAUGAGGAUAAAACUUCUGAAGUAAAGGCGACAAAAAGUAAGAAGUCGUCAUCCAAAUAUAAGCUAUCUUUAGCGAAGCAAACAUCAUCAUCUAGCAACCAAAGUGCCAAUGGUCUUGGUAUUGGUAAUGGUAAUAUGCAUACUAUCGGUGGUUCUAAUGCAUUAACUAGCGGUGCAAACUCUUUAUUCAAGUCAAAGAACUCUUCAAGGUCCUCUUUACAUGGCCCUCUACAGUUCUAUAAUAUAAAUAGGUCUCAGACCAACAUUGAUGUCAAGGCAGGGCCAAGUAAGCCUUUAAGUGUAGAUGACAGUACAACCAAUAAUAGCGCAAACAACUUUCAAGAUCUAUUUUCCGGUGCUUAUCACAGAUAUAAAGUGUGGAGGCGCCAACAAAUGUCAUUCAUUAAUAAGCAUGAAAGAACAUUAGCACUUGAUGGUGACUAUAUUUACAUUGUACCUCCCGAAGGUCGCAUGCAUUGGCAUGAAAACGUUAAGACUAAGUCAUUACAUAUUAGUCAAGUGAUCUUGGUUAAAAAAUCAAAGAGUGCACCGGAGAACUUUAAAAUAUACGUCAAGAAAAGUCAUGACGAUAUCAAACGGUACUACUUUGAAGCCGCCUCUGCUCAAGAAUGCACGGAAAUUGUAACCAGAUUACAAAAUUUAAUGAAUGCAUACAAAAUGAACUUGAAAUAG